This is a messenger RNA of Ricinus communis (castor bean), 1390 nucleotides long. RefSeq names its product homeobox-leucine zipper protein HAT5. The transcript has 3 exons. The coding region runs from base 355 to 1272 and encodes 305 amino acids. Gene Ontology annotation, cellular component: nucleus. Gene Ontology annotation, molecular function: sequence-specific DNA binding; DNA-binding transcription factor activity, RNA polymerase II-specific. The record is from RefSeq and is a predicted model, not a curated record. Gene Ontology annotation, biological process: positive regulation of DNA-templated transcription. NCBI's taxonomy places the organism in Eukaryota, Viridiplantae, Streptophyta, Magnoliopsida, Malpighiales, Euphorbiaceae.
AACCCCUUCUUCACAGAGAAGAAUCUCUCUCUCUCUUCAAAGUUUUCAACUUUCAAUCUCUCAGUAAUCAAAGUUUCUGUCUUUCUAUUUUUCUCCUUUUGUGUGAUUUCGAGGUUUUUUUCCUUCUUCAUUUUUAUUUACUGAGUGAUGGGUUUGAGCUUUUUGCACUCACAGUUGCAGACUUUUUGCAUUGCAGCAGUCUUCUUCAUCUCCAGACUUAAAACCUAUAAUUCCUUUUGCUUGAUUUCUCUAUAAUAAGACUGUUUAAAGUCUCUUUCUGGGAAUCCAAAACAAUAAAAGGAAAACAAAAAAAUCCAACAAGAAAACGAAGUAAAAGAAAGAAAGAAAAAAGCUAUGGCAGGUGAUAAAGUUUCUGAUGUUUCUAAUGUUAUGACUACCGUUUUGCUUCAAAACGACACUCUCCCUUGUGAACCUGUCUGGGUUCCCGCUUCUUCUGCCACAAUUCAUGGUGCAAAGUCUAUGGUUAACUUUGAAGAUGUUGGUGGAGAAGACACAAUGGAUGCGCCAUUUUUUCAACCGCUUGUUAAAGAAGAAAACGGUGAUGAGGAUUAUGAUGUGUUCCUUAACCCACCUGCCAAGAAAAGGCGGCUCACGGCUACUCAAGUUCAGUUUCUUGAAAGGAACUUUGAGGUAGAAAAUAAGCUUGAACCUGAAAGAAAGAUACAACUUGCUAAGGAACUUGGCUUGCAGCCUCGUCAAGUUGCAAUUUGGUUUCAAAAUAGGCGGGCUCGGUUCAAGAACAAACAACUUGAAAAGGACUACGAUUCUUUGAAAGCCAGCUAUGAUAAGCUCAAGGCUGAUUAUGACAAUCUCCUUAAGGAGAAUGAGAAUUUGAAAAAUGAGUUUGUUUCCCUGAAAGAUAAAUUGCUUGCUAGAGAGAAAGGGAGAGAAAACUUUGAACCAUUUCAUGCCAUCAAUUCAGUGAAUGAAGAACCUCAAAACUCAAUUCCAAUGACUGUAUCUGGAAAGGAUUCCAAUGCACCAAUAGUGACACCAAAACAAGAAGAUGCAAGUUCGGCAAAAAGCGAUAUUUUCGACUCAGAUAGCCCGCAUUCAUUCUUGGAGCCGGCUGAUUCUUCUAAUGUUUUUGAGCCAGACCAGUCAGAUUUUUCGCAAGAUGAAGAAGAUGACUUUGGCAGGAGCUUUUUGCCCCUACCAUGUUUCUCAAAACUCUACCAUGACCCACCUGCAAACUCGUGUAAUUUUGAAUUCUGUGUGGAUGAUCAACCCUUUUGGUCCUGGAGUUAUUAAGUAUUAUAUCUCAUAUAAGAUGUUCCACAUUGCCCUAUCAAAGCAAAAUUCAAAGUUCUCAGUUGUAAUUAUAGUUUACUGAGAAACCAAUAUAGUGCUCAAUUUUCUUGCUUUUAAA